CAAAACUAGAAAAUUUAUAAUAAAAAAGAAAAUUUUUUGAAAAACAACCUGGAAAAUAUUUUUUGAACAUCAAUUAAGAAAAAAAUUAAACAAAAAAAAAUACAAAACAUUUUUUUGAAAAAUGUCAUGCAACGGAAAAAUGGAAUCAGAAGAUGAAUUAAUUAUCUAUAUGGAUGAGUUUACGAAGAAUAAAAAAUUAAAUGAGGAUUUAAAUAUCAAGAGUUCGGAGAGAUUAUUGGAGACUGAUAAUGUAAAUAAUCCAAAACCAACAUACGGUCCUGAGAUUGAUGACCUUGAGCCGGACGAGAAACCUUUGGACUACGGACCCAAUGACCAUGGAAUCGAUGACGGCUUUUUACCAGAACGACCGAAAUUUAAACCGCCAAAAAAUUUUCCCACAUAUCCGCCUACACCACAACCACAUUAUCCUGGUUUUAUUCCCGGAUAUUUGCCGGGCGAGACACCAACGCCAGACGUUAAUGUUUAUCAACAGAAGAAAACAAUAGCCCAAGGUAUGAUGGAUCUUGCAUUAAUAUCGGCAAAUGCAAAUCAAUUUCGUUACGUUCUGCAAAGCAGUGGCAGUCAUCCCUAUUAUUAUCCAUCAUUGGCAAUGAUUGGAAUGAGUCUCAUAUUACAAAUUGCCAUUGGAAUAGGCCUUAUUUGGAAUAGUCGAUACAAUGUUAAAGUCGAUUCAGAAAUGUGUAAGGCAAAUCGAGCCAGUAAUUGGACAAUUAUUGGAAUUUUCUCCGUGACCGUACUCAAUGUUUUUAUAUCAUCAUUUGGCGUCGUUGACUCCAUUGAAACGCCUCCAGUCAAUACCUGAUGUUAACUUUUGUUCACACCAUUUAAUUUAUUCGUAUUUUUUGUUACAAUUUUACACUUUUUUUUAUUUAAGCAAAAAAUUAAAUGAUUUUAAUUUUAGAAAAAAUAUUUUUAGUUUAAAAAAAAGAGUAUAUUUAAAAUAUUUCUAACCAUCUCUGCCUAUGUUGACUUAUCCCCACUCCAACGCUUUUGAAUGUAGUUUCCAUCGUCCCCACGAGGUGAUCUAAUGAGGCAUUCAUAAUUGUCAUUUUUUUGUCGAUAACGCUCAAACUGAUUAAAAAAGUUAAUUUAAAAAAUAUAUUUAAAAUAUUUUUAAUUAAUUAAUGAAAGAAAUGGCAAUUUUUCUUGAUAUUUAAAAAAAU
Molecule: messenger RNA, 1184 nt
Organism: Leptopilina heterotoma
Lineage: Eukaryota; Metazoa; Arthropoda; Insecta; Hymenoptera; Figitidae
Product: ninjurin-A-like
Exons: 2
Coding region: 122-823 (233 amino acids)
Biological process (GO): tissue regeneration; cell adhesion
Cellular component (GO): membrane
Source: RefSeq, a predicted model, not a curated record